Messenger RNA from Paramecium tetraurelia, 1956 nucleotides. RefSeq lists its product as uncharacterized. Lineage: Eukaryota; Ciliophora; Oligohymenophorea; Peniculida; Parameciidae. The transcript has 2 exons. The record is from RefSeq and is a predicted model, not a curated record. Gene Ontology annotation, molecular function: protein binding. Gene Ontology annotation, cellular component: cytosolic [4Fe-4S] assembly targeting complex. Gene Ontology annotation, biological process: iron-sulfur cluster assembly.
AUGCAUGAAUCAGUGAUUCUCUCCAAUUCCGAGUUAGAUAAAUUGUUAUAAAACCUGAAGUCAAUUUGGCUACCAAAGAAAGAGAAGGAGGUAGAAAUAAGAGUUUACAAACUGAUUAACUUAAAAUUAGAAGUUCAAUCCUUGAUUAAAAAAAUCACGGAGAAGGUUAAUGAAAGCUUAUUACAUAUCGAUAAUAUGAUCAAUCAAACAAAAAUUGAGGUUUAGUCAAUCAGGGGAAAUAUCGACAGGAUCUAAAUUAAAGAACUUAAGGAUUUGAAUUCUCUAAAGCAAUCUAUAAAUGUUUUAUUGUGUCAGUAAAGUGCAAGUUUAGGCUAAUAAUUAAACAAUUUGUAAAUGAUUUGGAAGGUUAAUAUAUUGGAAAAUAUGGAAAGGAAAUUGAAGCAAUUGUCUGAGGGUGACUCUAAAUGUAGUUUUGAUUAAUAUUUCAAUUUAUCAUUCAGAUUAAAAAAUAAUAACAAUUGGAUUUGUGACAAACAUUUUGAGUAGAUCUUUUAUGUGAAUUUGUCAGAAAAUGUGAAUAUUCAAAAUAGAUUAGCUUGUAAGAAAUGCCUAUCAUAAAAUCAGGAGUAUAAAUAAUUAGAUGAAUUACAGCAGUUAUGGGAAUAAAAUGUUCAAUAGACUUUGGGGAAAUUCAAUCAACAUUAAAACAGUCUCAUCGUUUAUUGGAACAAAUUAAUUGACGAACUUCAGAGAUUCAAUAAAAUUGUGUAUUCCUCAUCCAAUCUCAAAAACGACAUCCUUCAAUAAUAGUUUUAAUUGAUGUAAAAGGAUUGGCCCUCCUUAUCAAAAGUAGAAUUACAUGACAUAGCUUGCAAUUAGAAUAGAUAGCAAAAUUAAUUCAUCUUCUCUUAAAUUGAAGAGGAAUCGUUGAUCAAAGAAAGCCAACUGCUUCACUUUAUCAAUGUAUUCAAACAAUUUGUAAAUUAAUUAGAUAGUACAGAUGGCUCCAAUCAAAAUGAAAUCUCUCUCUAAAAUUCUUAAUUGCAAUCAAAUAGGAUUGAACUUGUUAAUCCGAAUAUGAUAAGACAGAUGUUUUUCCUUCGCUUUUUCUUUGGAUUCCUCUGUUAUGGUGGCUGGAUAGAACCGUAUGAUCAAAGUCUUCGAGUUUAAGGAUGGAAAUCUGUUAGAAAAGCAAUAAUUGACCGAUCAUAAGGACUAUGUGAGAUGUCUGUAUUUCAUGAAAAGACUAUGCAAUUUAUUUCUGGAAGCAAUGACAAUUUAAUAAUGAUUUGGACUUGGGAUGACAAAAGAAACUGGUAUUGUGAGUAAAGGUUGGAGGGUCACACGGAUUACAUACGGGGAGGAUUAAUAAUGAAUAUCAAAGAAGAUUUAAUUAUAUCGGGCAGUGAUGAUAGCACGAUUAAGUUUUGGACUAAAAAUAACAAUAAUUGGAGUCUUCAUCAGACAUUGAACGAGCAUAAAAAGGAGGUGAAGAGCUUAAGUUUGAAUGAUUCAUAGAAUUAAUUAAUUUCGUGUUCUUUUUGGAAUGAAAUCCUUGUCACUGAAUUUAAGAGUACUCAAAAUUUAUGGGUUACAAUAUAAAGGAUAUCAGUGGAUAUGAAUGGUUAUAGUUUGUGUUUCAUUAGUGACACUCUUUUUACAUUUUAACCUCAUGAAUUGAAAGUGAUGCAGAUUUAUGAAUUAGAUAAGAAUACUAAACAAUUUGUGAUGACAAAUUUAGUGAAAAUUAAGUCUGAUGACAACAGAUGCGAUUUCUUUCCUUAGUAGUUUAAUAAGGAGAAAUAGGUACUCUUACAUAAAAAUGGAAGGACAAUCAACAUUAUUAAAACCAUUGAUAGUCGACAAUUUAUUCCUGUUUAAUACAUAGAAAAUUGUGAUAAUUAUCUGUAUGGAGCUAUGACUCAUGAUGCUUAAUAUUUGGUGACAUGGGACAAUGAAGAAAAAGAAAUAAAAAUAAGAAAAUACAAGGAAUGA